AAUCAAUUUAAAUCUAUUGUUUGAAUACAAAAUAAAACUUAGUUUUAGUUCAUAUGUUUAACUUAUUCGCAACAGUCGUGCAAAUUCAAAGGUCACCAUCACUAUUACCGCUUCAUUCAGCUAACAACUAAACAACUUAUAAAUUAGUAAGUACAGGACGCGCUACUGAAUUUCGGACGAAACAAUAUAAUUCUAGGAAGUUUAGUGGAUCGCAAGAUGCCACAUAAGAUCGUGGUUGCCAUUUUUUUGCUAAUCACCGGGCAAACGGUACUUGCGACUAACUCCACCGAUCGUCAGCAGGACUCAAAUAGCGACGGCGACGAUGGCGGAAUGAAGUCAAUGAACAUCGAGCUGAUAAAAUUGUCUAUACUGAACAAGCUUGGCAUGCAGCGACCACCGGAGUUUGGCAACCGACUAUCUUUACAAGGUCAAUUAAAAAAAUACAACAACAACAGUGGAAGUUCCACGGUGACGCUCCCGCAAUUCCGGAACAGGUCGUAUCGCAUAAAUGUGACCGGAAACGACACUAUUGACAGUCACAACGGUGACGAUGACGAUGAUUAUCAUGUCCAGACGCAAAAGCUAAUAGCGUUCACUCAGCCACAUCCCACGAUGCAGAAUUUUCAAGGACAAUUUCCACUUUACUUUACGUUUUCCGACCCAACUCGCCACUACAGUAUCACCAAAGCAAUCCUUUGGGUGUACAAAAGACAGUUGUUGGACGUGAUCAUCGAGGAUUCAGUGAUUAUCAUCGACGUGUACAAAAUUGAUGCAAAUAACUUGCAACAGUCAUUAGUUUCUAGCGUAAAGGUGUUUAAUACCACCGAACCGGGCUGGGUGCCCAUUGAACUACAGAGAAACAUGUCCGAUUGGUUAAAGACUGUUGACGGGACCAAAAACUUAACGUUAGUGGUACAAGCGUAUUACCUAAACAAGAACACCACUCAUGACAAGAUGCCAUACAUAACGGACGCUAGAAAAAGAGAAGACAACAUGACCGAGGUCCCGUACUUGGAGGUGCACACCCACAACGGAUAUCGUAAUAAACGGGAAUCAAGGUCUGGGUCAUCGACGUGCAGCAGGCAUCCGGUAAUGAUCGACUUCUCUGACAUUGGUUGGGACUGGAUCCUUGCCCCCAGAAGAUUUACGUUUUACUACUGCUUGGGAGAGUGCAGUCCAUCGAUUCCAGUGCAUUUCGAAGUAGAAUUGCAGACCUCUGCCGAAAGUCGGUGUUGCGUACCACGUAAGACGUCAAAUUUUACCGUAUUGCACACGGACAGAUUAGGUAAUAUCUUCUCGUCGGUGAUACCCUACAUAAUAGUGGACGAAUGUGGAUAACCUUAUUAUGUUUAUUUGGGUAAACGCAUGUAUAUACAUCAUCAUUGAUUAGACAUUCUAAUAAGCGUUUGUACACCAAAAAAAAAAAAAAAAAUACAAGUGUAUUGUCAUAAUCUUGUGUAAAAUGUAUACAAAAGUUAACCGAUAAUAUUGUUCAAUUUAUAUUUAUUAUAGUAUGUAUAGAAAAAUUACUAUGUAUGUGAUGUGUUUACAAUAAAUGAACCAUCUAAAUACACUUUUUUUUACAGUUUACACAUUAAAUAUUAACCUAUAUAAUCCGGAAGCACAAAAUAAGACACGUGCAACGUGUGUUUGGAGUAAAACUUCAGUUAAUAUCACCGAUUUUAGUGCAUUGUUCUUAGCUUGCUAUUUUAUGUUUUGAGCAGAACUAAUAAGACAUGCAUGUUGUAGAUACAGAAAAGCUAUAAACUAAUUAAAAUUGUCUAUAAGUACUUGCUUGGAUAGUUUUUUAAACUCUAACUUUCUACGUAUUAAUAUGACAUUCUGAAUAAUUGUUUAGUGCAUUUAUUCUUCUUUUUUUUUUUUGAGAUUCGUACUAAAACCUAUUAUGGGUAGAAACUCAUUUUUGCACACAAUUAUAAAUGUAUAAACAAGUAAAUCCAUAUCUU
Messenger RNA from Aphis gossypii (cotton aphid), 1967 nucleotides. Its product is annotated as growth/differentiation factor 8-like. Gene Ontology annotation, cellular component: extracellular region. Gene Ontology annotation, molecular function: growth factor activity; cytokine activity. The record is from RefSeq and is a predicted model, not a curated record. Lineage: Eukaryota; Metazoa; Arthropoda; Insecta; Hemiptera; Aphididae. Bases 217 to 1338 code for a protein of 373 amino acids. Gene Ontology annotation, biological process: SMAD protein signal transduction. The transcript has 5 exons.